AUGAGGAUAACAGUCGAUAUGAUAAAUGAUGCUCAUCAAACGAAAAAUCCAUCCAACGAAAAUACCAUAGUCUUAAGAGGAAACAAAAUAACCGUUAUCGAAAACUUAGGAGUGACGAAGGACUACUUUGAAUGCAUAGACCUCAGUGAUAAUGAAAUUCUUAAGCUAAAUAACAUCCCCUAUCUGCAAAGAUUAAAAACGUUAAUAUUGUGUAACAAUAAGAUAGCCAGAAUCGACAGUGACAUUUUUGAAAACAUUCCAAAUUUGAAUUCGCUAGUUCUGACAAAUAAUAAGCUUGAAAAAUUAACCGAUUUGAACUCUCUCUUUAAAGCCAAAAAGUUAACGAGACUUAGCCUAUUAGAAAAUGCCGUAUCCAAGUUGGAAAACUAUCGCGAGUAUUUAAUAUACAAUUUGCCAUCUUUGAGAUACCUAGAUUUUAUAAAAAUAAAAAUGAAGGAUCGGGAAGCCGCAGAAGAAGCCAUGAAGAACUUCUAUCUAGAUGAGAACAAAGGUCAGACGCAGGAAAAAUGA
Molecule: messenger RNA, 531 nt
Organism: Plasmodium inui San Antonio 1
Lineage: Eukaryota; Apicomplexa; Aconoidasida; Haemosporida; Plasmodiidae
Product: U2 small nuclear ribonucleoprotein A'
Exons: 4
Coding region: 1-531 (176 amino acids)
Biological process (GO): mRNA splicing, via spliceosome
Molecular function (GO): protein binding; U2 snRNA binding
Source: RefSeq, a predicted model, not a curated record